Molecule: messenger RNA, 1569 nt
Organism: Brassicogethes aeneus
Lineage: Eukaryota; Metazoa; Arthropoda; Insecta; Coleoptera; Nitidulidae
Source: the annotation of a GenBank genome assembly
GCGAAACAAAGAAGCAAAGGUGUUCUUUGCAAAGAAGCGAAAGCCGCCGAUUUCUCGCCCAGUUCGUUUGGAAACCUGCCUUACAAGAGUUCUGAGCGUAUCUUUUAUAUCUAAAAUUACCUUUUUUGAAGUGUAAUAGGACCAAACUAAAUCAAAAUGCGCGAAUGUAUCUCUAUUCAUGUUGGCCAAGCCGGUGUUCAAAUCGGUAACGCCUGCUGGGAAUUGUACUGCCUGGAGCAUGGCAUCCAACCUGACGGUCAAAUGCCAUCAGACAAAACUGUUGGAGGUGGAGACGACAGUUUCAACACCUUCUUUAGCGAGACUGGAGCCGGCAAGCACGUUCCAAGAGCCGUAUUUGUGGACUUGGAACCCACUGUAGUUGAUGAAGUACGUACCGGAACCUACCGUCAACUGUUCCACCCUGAACAACUGAUCACAGGUAAAGAAGAUGCCGCCAACAACUACGCUCGUGGUCACUACACCAUUGGCAAGGAAAUCGUCGACGUUGUAUUGGACAGAAUCCGUAAAUUGGCUGAUCAAUGUACUGGUCUCCAAGGUUUCCUUAUCUUCCACUCUUUUGGUGGAGGUACCGGUUCCGGAUUUACUUCCCUUUUGAUGGAAAGGUUGUCCGUAGAUUACGGAAAGAAAUCCAAAUUGGAAUUCGCCAUCUACCCAGCCCCACAAGUAUCCACCGCUGUAGUGGAACCAUACAACUCCAUAUUGACCACCCACACCACCUUGGAACACUCUGACUGCGCAUUCAUGGUCGACAACGAAGCUAUCUACGAUAUCUGCAGACGUAACUUGGACAUUGAACGACCAUCGUAUACCAACUUGAACAGACUCAUUGGCCAAAUCGUAUCGUCUAUCACCGCCUCUCUCAGAUUCGAUGGUGCACUCAACGUCGACUUGACCGAAUUCCAAACUAACUUAGUACCAUACCCACGUAUCCAUUUCCCUCUUGUCACCUAUGCCCCAGUCAUAUCUGCUGAAAAAGCCUACCAUGAACAACUUUCCGUUGGUGAAAUCACAAACGCCUGUUUCGAACCAGCUAACCAAAUGGUGAAAUGCGACCCUCGUCACGGCAAAUACAUGGCCUGCUGUAUGUUGUACAGAGGAGACGUGGUACCAAAGGACGUCAACGCCGCUAUCGCCACCAUCAAGACCAAGCGUACCAUCCAAUUCGUGGACUGGUGCCCAACUGGUUUCAAAGUAGGCAUUAACUACCAACCACCAACCGUUGUACCAGGUGGCGAUUUGGCCAAGGUACAACGGGCUGUGUGCAUGUUGUCCAACACUACCGCCAUCGCCGAGGCAUGGGCCCGUUUGGAUCACAAGUUCGAUCUUAUGUACGCCAAGCGUGCUUUUGUACAUUGGUACGUAGGAGAAGGUAUGGAAGAAGGUGAAUUCUCCGAGGCCCGUGAAGAUUUGGCUGCUCUAGAGAAGGAUUACGAAGAAGUUGGCAUGGACUCCGGAGACCAAGAAGGAGAAGGUGCCGAAGAAUAUUAAACAUUACAGACAACAAUUCCAUUUAUAAGACUAAUUCAAUAAAAUUUUUGUUUAACUGCA